This is a messenger RNA of Neomonachus schauinslandi (Hawaiian monk seal), 986 nucleotides long. RefSeq names its product jumonji domain containing 7 (gene JMJD7). The transcript has 8 exons. Gene Ontology annotation, molecular function: 2-oxoglutarate-dependent dioxygenase activity. The record is from RefSeq and is a predicted model, not a curated record. Bases 36 to 986 code for a protein of 316 amino acids. NCBI's taxonomy places the organism in Eukaryota, Metazoa, Chordata, Mammalia, Carnivora, Phocidae.
GGGCGGACGCGUGGUCUCGCCCCGGCGGCGGCGUCAUGGCGGAGGCGGCUAUGGACGCCGUGCGGAGGGAGUUACGAGAAUUCCCGGCCGCCGCAAGGGAGCUCUGUGUGCCUCUUGCUGUGCCCUACCUGGACGAGCCCCCCACUCCACUCCACUUCUACCGAGACUGGGUCUGCCCCAAUAGGCCCUGCAUCAUCCGUAACGCCCUGCAGCACUGGCCAGCUCUGCGGAAGUGGUCCCUCCCCUAUCUCAGAGCCACAGUGGGCUCCACAGAGGUGAGCGUGGCUGUGACACCAGAUGGUUAUGCGGAUGCUGUACGAGGGAACCGCUUUGUGAUGCCUGCUGAGCGCCGCCUGCCCCUGAGCUUCGUGCUGGAUGUGCUAGAGGGCCAGGCCCAGCACCCAGGAGUCCUCUACGUGCAGAAGCAGUGCUCCAACCUGCCCACCGAGCUGCCCCAGCUGCUGCCUGAUCUAGAGUCCCAUGUGCCCUGGGCCUCCGAGGCACUGGGAAAGAUGCCUGAUGCUGUGAACUUCUGGCUGGGGGAGGCGUCUGCAGUGACAUCUUUACAUAAGGACCACUAUGAGAACCUCUACUGUGUGGUCUCAGGGGAGAAACGCUUCCUGCUGCACCCACCCAGCGACCGGCCCUUCAUCCCCUAUGAGCUGUACACACCAGCAACCUACCAGCUAACUGAAGAGGGCUCCUUUGAGAUGGUGGAUGAAGAGGCCACGGAGAAGGUACCCUGGAUCCCACUGGACCCACUGGCUCCAGAUCUGGCCCGGUACCCCAGUUACAGUCAGGCCCGGGCCCUUUGCUGCACUGUGCAGGCCGGUGAGAUGCUCUACCUGCCAGCCCUGUGGUUCCACCAUGUCCAGCAGUCUCAUGGCUGCAUUGCUGUGAACUACUGGUAUGACAUGGAGUAUGACCUUAAGUACAGUUACUUCCAGCUGCUUGACUCCCUUACUAAGGCCUCGGGCCUCGACUGA